Messenger RNA from Linum tenue, 273 nucleotides. NCBI's taxonomy places the organism in Eukaryota, Viridiplantae, Streptophyta, Magnoliopsida, Malpighiales, Linaceae. The record is from the annotation of a GenBank genome assembly.
GAUGGAAAACAUCUGCAGUCCGGAGUGAUUAAUCUUGUUGCCGUUGGGUUGACACAAGCAUAUCGUGGCUGCCAACGAAGUGAUUAUUGGUUCAUGCCAUGGUCAUUUACGAAUCAUGUUUUAAUGUGGACUGAAAAGCCGCCUACAGUGGAGAAACUAAUCAGGCACUACAAAGAUAAAUACAUGGGAGAUAUUGAUGCUUGCAAGGAGAUUUAUCUCCCUAUAUGUGACCAUGUGUAUGAACACUGGUACUUGUGUAUUGUUAACGUUGUG